Messenger RNA from Symbiodinium necroappetens, 389 nucleotides. NCBI's taxonomy places the organism in Eukaryota, Dinophyceae, Suessiales, Symbiodiniaceae. The record is from the annotation of a GenBank genome assembly.
AUGACAGUGCUGCGUUCACCGGAGGAUCUUCGCGAGCUGCUGAUUCGGAGCCUCGAAGCCUCCGCUCAUGUUCAGCGCCUCGCCGCCGAGAAUGCAGAGCUUGCCAAGGCGUUGCAGGAGGCGGAGGUCCACGCUGUUCAGAGCGAGCUUGACUGGUCUGUUUGCUGCAUCAAAGCCCUGGAGAACAUGCACCAGUCCUUCGAUGGGCUGCAGGCAGAGAACACGGGAAGAGUGAAACGGCUGACUCUUGUGUCGGCGACCCCGAUGCAGCGACGAUUGGAGGAAGAGCAGGCUAGCCUUCAGAUGCUCGGGUACAAGUGGAUGGAUCUGGAUGCUGCGAGAGGCUGCAGUGGGGCGGGGAAGGAGUUCUUGGCAGAACGUUGCGUUAG